This is a messenger RNA of Leptonychotes weddellii (Weddell seal), 1641 nucleotides long. The record is from RefSeq and is a predicted model, not a curated record. NCBI's taxonomy places the organism in Eukaryota, Metazoa, Chordata, Mammalia, Carnivora, Phocidae.
UUCAGCACCGGAGGGGAUGGACAGCGUCUCCGGACUGGUCCGCAGCCACAGGGACAGAACUGCGCUGCCCUUGCCGCCACUGUCGUCGCCACGGGCAUCUGGGCUCCCUGCUCCUCGCAGCUAAAAGGCGGUGCCUCCUGAUACCCCUUGGUCCCCCUUUCCUUUCCUUGAUAGACGGAAAGUAACCCUCCUUAUCCACCUGCUACAACUACUAUACAGGGCUCUGAGGAGUCCUCUUGUUCCACAGAUCAAACUCUCAGCAACAACUUCAAGAAUAAUUCUCCGUAGGAGGCUGGGAGGAAUGAAAGCAGGAGCCUGAAGUUGAAGUUCUUAGAGGCUCUGAAAAACCAUGGGCUCUGCAGAAGGGGUCGAAGUGCUCAAAGGCCUACACUUCAUGAAAUAAACAGAAUGCUCACGGAGAGUUCCAACUAUUUUGGAAACAGCUUUGUGAGAGGAGGUUCCAGAUCUAACUACAUCCCUACAUUAGAGAAACUGAAAGACUUCUAAUUCCUUUACUUGGCUGCCAAUAAGCUACUCAGGGAAACUCAUCACUAAAACAACUGUGGUCUACUUUUGGAGUGGAGUAGGAGACUCUGGGCUUUUCAACAACCUGAGGAUUUUCCAGGUGUGAGAUGACAUGACCUGCAGUGAUCCUUGCAUCCCUUCUGUGUAUGCACAUGACUAUUCUCCAGAAUGUUAAGAUUGCCAGAGAAGUGACCUCUGAAAAAGGAAAACAUUGCUCUACCUAAAUUCAGACAACAUCCUUCACGGUGCCGUAGCACAUGGAUUUCAGGACUGCCUGUGAAGAGACAAAGACAGGGAUUUGUUUGCUGCAGGAUGGUAAUCAGGAGCCUUUCAAAGUCCGGCUGCACCUAGCCAAAGAUAUUUUGAUGAUCCAGGAACAGGAUGUGAUAUGUGUGUCUGGUGAGCCUUUCUAUUCUGGUGAAAGAACGGUGACCAUUAGAAGACAAACUGUAGGAGGAUUUGGAUUAAGCAUAAAGGGGGGAGCAGAACAUAAUAUUCCAGUUGUCAUUUCAAAAAUCUCCAAGGAGCAAAGAGCGGAACUUUCAGGACUGCUUUUUAUCGGAGAUGCUAUUCUACAGAUAAAUGGAAUUAAUGUGAGAAAAUGCAGACAUGAAGAAGUGGUUCAGGUGCUUCGGAACGCUGGAGAAGAAGUGACCCUAACAGUGUCAUUUUUAAAAAGAGCACCUGCUUUCCUCAAACUCCCACUGAAUGAAGAUUGUGCAUGUGCUCCAAGUGACCAGAGCAGUGGCACCUCCUCUCCACUUUGUGACAGUGGCUUGCAUCUCAACUAUCAUCCCAACAAUACAGACACACUGUCAUGUUCUUCUUGGCCAACAUCUCCAGGCUUGAGAUGGGAAAAGCGAUGGUGUGACCUUAGGCUGAUCCCGCUGCUUCAUUCACGUUUCUCUCAGUAUGUGCCUGGGACAGAUUUGAGUCGGCAAAAUGCUUUUCAAGUCAUUGCUGUGGACGGGGUCUGCAGUGGGAUUAUUCAGUGCCUCUCUGCUGAAGACUGUAUUGACUGGCUACAAGCAAUAGCAACUAACAUUUCAAACCUCACAAAGCACAAUGUGCUCACAGCAGCUGUUUGACAGCCUGGCCUUGGAGCAGGGUCAUGAG